AUAUAUAUAUAUAUACAAAUAUCUAGAUAUGUAGAUAUAGAUACAUACAUAGAUAGAAUCACAGGUUACUAAGAUGGCGACCAUGCAGCAGCCUGAGAUAAUCAAGAAAGAAACCAUCAAACCUUCCUCCCCAACUCCUACUCACCUCAAGACUCACAACCUCUCAUUGUUGGAUCAGCUCUCUCCACAUAUCUAUCUCCCUAUGCUUCUCUUCUACCCUAAUGAAGCCUAUGAUAGCCCAUGCAAUAUCAAUGAAAAGUCUUGUAAGCUCAAGACCUCCCUCUCUCAAACCCUAACCAGAUACUACCCUUUUGCCGGAAGGCUUGCAAAUGGAGCCUCCAUUGAAUGUAAUGACGAAGGGGUCGAUUUCUAUGAAGCCCAAAUCGAAUGCAAGCUCUCCGAUAUCCUCAAAAAGCCUGAGCCUGAGACGCUAGAUCUUUUUUAUCCCCAAGGUAUACUAUACAACGAGUCAUACAAGGCUAGUCUAGUGGUACUUCAACUCACCUUUUUCGCGUGUGGAGGUAUGGCGAUCUCCACGUGCUUUCUGCACAAGAUCGCCGAUGGGGCCACCGUGAGCUCCUUCAUCAGUGACUGGGCGGCCCUCACCCGUCAAUCGGGUGAAAAGGCGUUUCCGGAGUUCAUUUCAGCAAUCAUCUCCCCGCCCAAUGACCCACCGUUAUUGCCAGACACUAAACUAGAGUUAGGAAAUUGUGUCACCAGGAGGUACGUGUUCAGUGCCUCGAAGAUCGCUGAGCUCAAGGCAACGGUGGUCAAUUCAGGAGUGCCAAAGCCCACUCGGGUUGAGGUCGUGUCCAAUCUAAUCUUCAAACGAGCCAUGGCUGCACGUAGGGCGACCUCGGGUUCGUCAAGGCUGUCGAUUUUACUCCAGCCGGUGAAUUUGCGGCCUAGGCUCUCCCCGCCUCUACCAGAAAAUUCAGCCGGAAACUUCUCUUGGUUUUUUUCGAUAAUGGCUAAAGACGAGAACGAGAAAGACUUGGGUGCACUGGUGGAUGCAAUGAAGAAAGGAAUGGCACAGUUUAUCGAUAAGUAUGCAAAAACUAUCACACCAAACCAGUGUUACUCUUUAAUAUGUGAUGUCCUCAAAGAUGUCAGCAAGGUGCUGAACAGGAGUGAGAGUAUGGAUGUGUUCAAGUGUAGCAGCUUGUGCAGGUACCCAUUUGGGCAAAUGAAUUUUGGGUGGGGAGAGCCUAUAUGGGUUGGUUUUUCUAAAAGCAAGGCCAAGAACACUUUUCAUUUGGCAGAUGCAAAAGAGGGUGGUGUUGAAGCUUGGAUUACUUUGGAAGAACAGGACAUGGCAGCUUUCGAAUGUGAUGAAGAACUCCUUGCUUUUGCUUCUUUGAAUCCGAGUGCCUUAAGCACCUAUUAAUUGUGAACUUGUUGCCUAGUGAUCUGUUGUAUAUGGAUUUUCUUAUGUGUCCAAAUAAUUAAAUAUAAACUCGCAUAAGGUUGUUGUUUUUCUUU
Molecule: messenger RNA, 1482 nt
Organism: Cornus florida
Lineage: Eukaryota; Viridiplantae; Streptophyta; Magnoliopsida; Cornales; Cornaceae
Product: acyltransferase Pun1-like
Exons: 1
Coding region: 74-1387 (437 amino acids)
Source: RefSeq, a predicted model, not a curated record